Molecule: messenger RNA, 1051 nt
Organism: Limulus polyphemus (Atlantic horseshoe crab)
Lineage: Eukaryota; Metazoa; Arthropoda; Merostomata; Xiphosura; Limulidae
Product: programmed cell death protein 2-like
Exons: 3
Coding region: 32-1036 (334 amino acids)
Cellular component (GO): cytoplasm; nucleus
Source: RefSeq, a predicted model, not a curated record
AACUUAAGGAGAGGCCGCUUUCCUUGUUAAGAUGGCUGAAUAUACUGCUGCUGAGAACGAGACUAAAGAUUUUUGUGAACAAGGAAGUAAAUGUCAGCCUGUUGAGUUAGGUUUUAUCGAACAAUCGGAAUCAUCGUAUUUAACUAGUCGAUUUUUUCCUAGUAAAAUUGGAGGAAAACCAGCAUGGUUAAGUAUGACUGAUAUUCCCUCAUCUUCGAUGUUGAGAUGUAACGUAUGCAAUGAACCAUCUGUAUUUUUACAGCAGGUAUACGCUCCAGUGAAUGGAAAAGAAACUACAUUUCACCGUACAAUAUUUAUAUUCUUUUGCAAAAGCCCGAAAUGUUGUUCGAAAAACAGCAAUCUGAAUUUCAAGGUAUUUCGUUGCCAACUUCCUCGUAAAAACAAAUUCUAUGAUUAUAAUCCACCAAAUGAAACAAACGAAAAUGUGGAGAAGUGGUCUGUGGACAAAUUUCAGAUUGUUUGUGAUGUUUGUGGCUGUUUAGGAGACAAACGAUGUGGACGUUGUCAUAAGAAGAAUUACUGUAGUAAAGAACAUCAAGUUCUUGAUUGGAAAUCUGGACAUAGAGAAAAUUGUGGUUUGCAAGAAAGUUCUCCAUAUCACAUAAACUUUCUUCUACCAGAAUUAGAGCUUGUAAUGGAACAUGAAAAUUACGAUGAUGAAAAAGAAGAAGAAAAAAGUGAGUCACAAAAACUGGAAGAAUAUCAGAAAUUUCUAACAUCUCCUAAAGCUGAUGAUUUAGUGAAAGACAGCAAAAUUUUUGAAAGUGAAUUGGAAGCAUUGGCUUUAAAGUCAGAUAAGAUAUACAACAAGUUCAAGAAAAGAAUUGCCAAUGAACCUGAACAGGUUCUUCGUUAUCAGCGAGGUGGUCAGCCAUUAUGGGUUUCUUCGGAAAACAUACCAAAAGCUGGAGACAUUCCUUCCUGUCCAUGCGGUGUUCCCCGACAGUUUGAAUUCCAGGUAAUGAAAAUUAUUUUCAUCAAUACCUUUUGUCAGUUUUAUGGUAGCUAUAUUUAAAAAAAUAUUUACAUU